This is a messenger RNA of Trypanosoma grayi, 2235 nucleotides long. RefSeq lists its product as hypothetical. The coding region runs from base 1 to 2235 and encodes 744 amino acids. Gene Ontology annotation, molecular function: GTPase activator activity. The record is from RefSeq and is a predicted model, not a curated record. Lineage: Eukaryota; Euglenozoa; Kinetoplastea; Trypanosomatida; Trypanosomatidae. Gene Ontology annotation, biological process: negative regulation of TORC1 signaling; positive regulation of autophagy. The transcript has a single exon. Gene Ontology annotation, cellular component: GATOR1 complex; vacuolar membrane.
AUGUUUCGCCUACACAGUGUGCUGCUCAUUGCCCUCGAUGUGGUGAAGGGCCCGUACACGCAUUGCUGCGCCCCUGUUAACCCCUUCGCGCGUGCCGCCAAGGAGUCUGUCUUCGUCGCACCCUCCACCGAAGAGCUGAAUGUUGAAAAUAACGAUAAUAGUAAGCGAAACGAUAUCGGCAAUAGAACCUCGCCGUGCGUGUCAUCGGCCGCCGCCGACCGGCUCAGCGACGUAUUCGUGCCGCGGUCUGAGUUCUGUCGUCGCGUCAUGUACCUGCUGGAGGCGGAGUCUGGUCUGUUGUAUCUCUUCUACCCGGAGGAGAUCGCGGGGCUACACUACCAGCGCAAGACACUCCGCUAUACACUCUGCUUCGUCUUCAGUGUAAGCAAGGAACUCGUGACGACAAGCGCGGCCCUCACAGAGCGUCUUGUGCGGCCCUACAGUGUGGUGCUAACAAGUUUCGUGGAGGAGUUGCGGAAGGCGGAGCUGCGCUACGGCUACAUGUCGCGCGGCCUCGCACGUGCCUCCUCGGUCCCUUCGCAGCGCACCAAGCAGGAGGUGGAAUCACCGCUCGAAGAAGCGGGAGAGAGUGACACGGGGUGCGCGGAUGCUUCCACCCCGGCAACAGAAGCUGCUGCUGUUGCUAGCAGAGGGGCGGCGCGUGUUAAUGUCUUCUUGACGCCGCUGCAGGACCCGGCCGCACUACAGUGGACACCACUGGACACGAUGAUCGAAACGCUCUACGCGUGCCUGAGCUGCGAGGAGGAAGAGGAGGUUGUGGCAGACCCCAGCGGUGCAAAGGAGGGCAGGCAAUCCGUGGCGGUCACAGAUCAGCAGCAGCAGCAGCAGCCGGUGCCAACAAAGGAGCGGCUUGUUUCUGUUCGUCUUUCCCAGAUGCACUCGUUUCACGUGCGUCGCAUGCGGCAACCGCACGUGCCGCCACGCCACAUGCUCGAAGAGGUGCCGAUCCCCAUCGCCGAAUACUCGGCGGAGGUGCUGGAGUGGGCGGACUUGGCUGUGCAUGACGUCUUCAAGGCGGUUGACGGGCAGCGCAGCAUCGCCAGCAUCGUGCAGAUCCUCGCCGCCGGGUACGAGGCGGUGGAGGAGCGGAAGAGGUGGCAGCACUGGCUUUCACCGCUCAGCUGCUCAUUGCAGGCGCUCUCGCCGAUGUAUACGCCAUACUUUGAGUCGUUGCCGCAGUUUAAAAGCGCUGCGGAGCUUGCCGCGUUAAGCCCGUGCUCACGCAGCGCGAAUGGUGAGAAGCUGCCCACCUCUCUUCCUAUAUCGCCGACGCAGUGCAACGAACCGCGUUUUGUCUCGCCACUCUCUUUAGGACUGCACACAACUCCGCUUGCAGCAGCACCGGCAUCGACGCCGCUCAAAGUAACGCACCCGUUGCGACCGCACAGCGAGCGGCAGGCUGAUGAUGCCGCAACGAGUAGUCAAGAGGGACUGUAUCCAGACUGGUGGGGAGAGCUGGAGCUCGUUGUACUAGAGGCGCUGCAGCACUUGGAGGUGCACAACUAUGUGCGGAUUGUGCGGCCGUGUCGGCUUAAUAGCACGUACACCACAACAGGGGCAUUCUAUCGAGUGAUGUGCGACCGGCACCACAUGGCACGCCGCAUCAUUGGUCAUCGCAUGCUGCUUGUGGAGGAACAGUUUUAUCGUCUCCGCGAACAACAUCAACCCGCACCACCACCGAAGGGGCGGCACGACUGCAUGAGUAGUGGGGCAGGUGAGACUAGAGUUGGCGGUUACACCGUGACGCUGCCUGCUGUGUUGCUGACAACAGCAGCACUUGAGCGGCAGGAACGGGAGGAGGAGGAGGAGAAGAGGCGACGGCAGCAGCAACAGAUUGAGGAUGAGCUCGGGUUGCCGCUGCCUUUUAGAACCGAGACCAUCACCCGCACACCUUCCUCCUCCUCGGUGGUGAUGACAUCUGAAGGCGUAGUGAGUGAUGUGUCCAAUAGUCUCGACGAGCGCGGGGGACACGACAACACGUACAGUGAGGCGGAAGUGGACGCCGCGGCGGCGGCAGCUCUCUGCGCACUUGGAAAAUUCACACACAACACGAUAGCCAACGUGCGGUGGGAGAUGCGACAUAUGCCUCUGUUGUGCCACGCCUUCGCGGAAUGGGAGGAGGUGUGCUGCAAGGCGCUGGUGGAGAUCGCGCUGCUCAACGGAUGGCUUGUGGAAACCACCGACGCGGUACUUCCUGGACAGCAGCUGCAGUAA